Messenger RNA from Solea senegalensis (Senegalese sole), 2631 nucleotides. RefSeq names its product BCL2 interacting protein 2 (gene bnip2). The transcript is spliced from 12 exons. The coding region runs from base 646 to 2073 and encodes 475 amino acids. Gene Ontology annotation, cellular component: cytoplasm. NCBI's taxonomy places the organism in Eukaryota, Metazoa, Chordata, Actinopteri, Pleuronectiformes, Soleidae. Gene Ontology annotation, biological process: apoptotic process. The record is from RefSeq and is a predicted model, not a curated record.
GAACCAAACCACGAGGAGACGACACUGGCAACUCAGUGGAAAGCUGUCUAACGCUAGCUGCGCAACAGGGAAGCUGCUAGCGUUGUUGGCAAACAACAGUCGUGGUCUGACACCGGUACUGAAAGUCCCGGGUUGUGGAAUCGAUGCCUAUUGACUUUGUACUACACACGAAGCAGUGGAACGAGUUUUCCACUGUUGUCAACGAUUUUGGCGUGAUUUUAUGGACUUAAGCCGUACAGCAUUAGCUUGUUUUGCUGCGACUACGUUAGCUAACGGUAGCUCAUGUGCUAGCGUGACAUACGUAUGUUAACGGUUGAAGGAAGGAAAUUAACUGGCAUAGGUAGGAUCGCUCCGCUCCAUUUGCUAAGCUACUUUUUGGACGUCACGGCUCUACAUCGUGACGCAUCUUGAAAAUGUGACUUGUGCAGACUGUGAGACAUUUAACACUAUUUGUUGAUGAGAUAGUUGGUAGGUGUCGCUAGCUGUCAACAAAAGUCCUUGCUAGCGGUACUGCAAAUUCGCCAAGCACUUCUUAAGAAGUUGUGAAUCAGAUUGGGCAAUCUGAUUGAUUUGUGCUACUGAUAAGCAGGUGUGUUAGUCGUUUGUUGGCGGACUGUUUCGCUCCAGCGACAGCAGGACAAACCCAUGGCAUCGGGUGUGAUUGAGAGUGAAGCCGUGCUACAUGGUGUAAGUGAUAUGAAUUUGAACAAUAGCAACCCGGAUUGUGUCACACCCAGGAGGACUCAUGGUGGAAACAGGCAGACUUCCAGUCCCUCAUCCUCCGGGGUGUCCGGAGAAGGUGACGUGGAGGAAGUAGAUGAAUUACAAAAUAGCACCAUUGAAAAUGGCGAAGAGGCACUGAAGGAGAGUCUGACGACAAGUAGAGUUACGCUGCAGGAGAAGACGACACCAGAACAUGGACAGAAACAGCCAGCAGCAAGAAGCUCUACUCCAGUGAAACCUUCCCAGCCACGCUCACCAUCUGGACCUGUAGGAAGUCUUGAUCGCCAAGAAUCAGUCGCGACAACAGAAGCCCGUUUAAGAAUGGAAGGAGUUGAACUUAAGGAAGAGUGGCAAGAUGAGGACUUUCCACGGCCCCUACCAGAGGAGGAGGAGCUUGAAGAAGAGCUUUUUGCUGGGUCAUCUGAAAACCGAGACCCUGACUAUGUAAUCAACCAUAGCAAGAGGGCAAAGAAAAAGCUUGCAGCACCAGACAUCAGUCUGACAUUGGAUCGCAGUGAGGGCUCUCUUCUCUCAGAUGAACUGGAUGAAAGCACAGAGCUAGACCUUGAUGACAUCGACACACCGUCAGACAACAGCAAUGAGUUUGAGUGGGAAGGCUGCAGGCCAGCAACAUGUUUCACUUUUCCUUGUGACGAUCUCCCAAAACCAAAAACCACAGAGCUGCUUCAGAAAGGUGUGGAGUCAGUUCAGGAGUACUCGGUCUCAGAGGAGAGGGAGGAGGGUCGACGCUGGAGGAUGUUUCGUUUUGGAGACCAGGAGCACAGAGUGGACAUGAAGGCUAUUGAACCUUACAAGAGGGUUAUCAGCCAUGGAGGUUACUAUGGAGACGGCUUGAAUGCCAUAAUUGUCUUUGCUGUUUGCUUCAUGCCUGAGAGCAAUCAGCCAAAUUACAGAUACAUCAUGGACAAUUUAUUCAAGUAUGUCAUUGGCACACUGGAGCUUCUGGUUGCUGAGAACUAUAUGAUAGUGUAUUUGAACGGGGCGACCUCUCGUAAGAAGAUGCCAACUGUCGGCUGGCUCCGAAAGUGUUAUCAGCAGAUUGAUAGAAGGUUAAGAAAGAACUUGAAGUCUUUGAUAAUUGUCCAUCCUUCUUGGUUUAUUCGCACCCUGCUGGCACUGACGAAACCUUUCAUAAGCUCCAAAUUUAGUCAAAAAAUCAAGUAUGUGUACAGCUUGACAGACCUUGCAGCACUGGUUCCAAUGGAGUAUGUGUCAAUUCCAGAUUGUAUCAAACAGUUUGACAACGAAAAAAAUAGGACAAGCCGUAAAAGGAUCGACCAGGACAUGCACGGUAAAUUAGAGAUUGCAGCUGCUGCGGUUCCAGAGUGACCCUGCUCGUUGUUGGAGGAGACGAGGAGGAGAAAUGAUAAGCGAUGUUUCGAACCACAGCCACUCUGUGUUUAUAAUCUGGGCAACAUGGACUGACGACUUAAAUGUUAGCAUCAGGAAAGAGCCUUUUUACAGCCUGUUACAUUGUGGAACUUUGUGUUGUAUUUCUCUGUCAAAGCAUCUUGAUCAGCAUUUCUUACACAUGCUCUCUCAAGCAUUUUUAAUCAUUUUUAUUCACUGCCAAUAUAUUAUGUAAGACUUAGUUUAUUGGUCUUCCCUUGUAAUUGUUGUAUCUAGUCAUUAUUUAAGACACUCUCUUAAAAAUGGUUGACGCAUGCUCUGCUUUAUUGCAUUUAAAUAUAUAUAUUUAUAUUCAAAAGGUGACAAAGGAGAGAGAUUAAUAUAUUUUUAUGAUUGCUCUGAUUUUAAAAUGCAUUUUAGGUCUCUGACCCAAUGAGUGGAAUUUCAUAGAACAAGUUUUCAUGGCGCCUUUUUCACUGUUCACUGUGUUCAAGUCCUGCCCGGGGAAAAUAAAGUUUCACAAUUUUUCGCCCCUCA